UCUCUCUCUCUCUCUCUCUCUCUCUCUCUCUCCUUUCUCCUAUCUCUAAUCUCCUGUUCUCUCUUCUCUCUCUCUCGGGAGAAACCAAAGCGGUUCUUCUUCUUGGAUCAAGGCGAAGUCAAGGCGGAGAAAGAUAAGGUAAGGGAGGUCGUGAGAUAUGGUUGAGACGAGACGUAGCUCUUCCGCUUCCAAGCGUUUCUGUGCUUCUUCUUCUUCCCCUGAAGCGUCUUCAUCUCCAAGGCCUAACAAGCGAUCUAAGGUCAAGAUCGAUGCCGCUGCUGCUUCUUCUCUUGAACCUGCGGCGGCUGAACCGGCUGGUUCCUCUUCAGCGAGCGAGGUUCCGAUCGAGAAUCAAGUACCGGCUUCGGAUCCUGGAUCGGAAUCUGGAGAGCCGGAACUUGGAUCCUCUGAUCCACAGCCUAUGGAUGCGGAGAAGCCUGUUCCAACUGAUGUGCCGGUGAUUGAGAACUCUCCUGAAACCGACGCUAAUCCUCAAGUCGAAGUCUUGGCGACUCCUACCAUAGCAGCUGAAGUGGCUACCGAUGCUGAGAAAUCCAAGGCGGCCAAGAAGCGUGCUUCAAAGGCUCCAUGGGCGAAGCUACUUUCUCAGUAUUCUCUGAAUCCUCACCGUAUCAUGAGAAGCCCUGUGUUUACUGUUGGACGCCGGGGAUGCGAUUUAUCUAUCAAAGACCAAUCUAUGCCUACCACCCUUUGUGAAUUGAAGCAGUCUGAGCCUGGUGGUCCAACAGUUGCAUCCCUGGAGAUUAUAGGGAAUGGAGUUCUUGUUCAGGUCAAUGGCAAGUGUUACCAGAAAAAUGCUUGUGUUAAUCUGAGGGGUGGUGACGAGGUUGUCUUCAGCGUUUCUGCGAAACAUUCUUAUAUAUUUCAACCUAUUAAAGAUGAAAAUCUAGCUGCUCCCGACAGAUCUUCUUCGUUGAAUAUAUGUGAAGCUCGGGGUUCCCCUCUGAAAGGGGUUCAUGUCGAGACAAGAGCAGGAGACUCCUCAGCUGUUGAUGGGGCCUCUAUAUUGGCAUCUCUAUCUAAGUACCGCAACUUCCAUCUUCUACCGCCAAUUGCUAAAGCUGCCAAGAGGCAGCAAAAUCCAGAGGUUCCUGUGGUACCUUCCAGUUGCAAUGAUUGCAUCUCGGAUACUGACAUGAACGAUGCUGAUAGUAACAAUGACCAAGCUGCUAUUGCUGCUGUGGAGAAAAAUGCUGCUUCAACCUCUUGUACUGCAAAUGAGAAUCUGAAUGUCGAUGGCAGUGGAUUGGAUCCUUUUCAAGAAGCUGAUGGUGGAAAUGUUCCUGGUUCUGGUUAUGAAAUUAGACCAAUUAUGCAUCUUCUGGGGGAAUCUUCUUCAUUUGAUAUAAGGGGCAGCAUCUCCAAAUUGCUGGAUGAACGAAGGGAAGUGAGAGAAUUCCUUAGAGAAUUUGAUCUUUCAUCAACAAUAUCGACUAGACGCCAAGCGUUCAAGGAUAGUCUGCGAGGAGGAGUACUUAAUGCUGAAAACAUAGAAGUUUCUUUUGAGAACUUCCCUUAUUUUUUAAGUGCCAUGACAAAGGAUGUUUUGAUAACAUCGAUGUUUGUCCAUAUGAACGGUGGAAACAAGUAUGCAAAGUAUGGAUCAGACUUGACGACAACUUGUCCCCGUAUCUUACUCUCUGGGCCAGCAGGCUCUGAGAUAUAUCAGGAAAUGUUGGCAAAAGCGUUUGCUAAAAAUUUUGGAGCCAAAUUGAUGAUUGUUGACUCUCUUUUGUUGCCUGGGGGAUCACCAGCCAGGGAAGCUGAAUCUUCUAAAGAAGGUUCUAGGCGUGAAAAGCUAUCUAUGCUUGCUAAACGAGCUGUUCAGGCUGCACAAGCAUUGCAGCAUAAGAAACCAACUUCAAGUGUUGAUGCUGAUAUAACAGGUGGCUCAACAUUAAGCUCUCAGGCUUUACCAAAGCAAGAAGUGUCAACUGCAACUUCUAAAAGUUACACAUUCAAAGCAGGUGACCGAGUAAGGUUUGCAGGUUUUUCGUCUUCUGCAGUUUCUUCUCUUCAAGGCUCACUAAGGGGACCGUCUAUAGGUUCCCAGGGAAAAGUACUCCUUGCAUUUGAAGACAACUCUGCUUCAAAAAUUGGGAUUAGAUUCGAUAGGCCUGUACAAGAUGGCAAUGAUCUUGGUGGCCUCUGCGAAGAAGAACAUGGGUUUUUUUGUGCUGCUAGUUCACUUCGGUUAGAUGGUUCUUCUAGCGAUGAUGCUGAUAAACUUGCUGUUAAUGAAAUCUUUGAGGUCGCAUAUAGUGAGAGUGAAGGAGGGUCAUUAAUAUUGUUCCUGAAAGACAUUGAGAAAUCUCUCGUGGGGAACAGUGAUGUGUAUGCAACUUUGAAGAGCAAGCUCGAGACUUUACCGGAAAAUAUUGUUGUCAUGGCCUCACAAACCCAGUUGGACAGCCGAAAGGAGAAAUCCCAUCCUGGAGGUUUCUUGUUUACUAAGUUUGGUGGCAACCAGACAGCAUUACUGGAUCUUGCAUUCCCGGAUAAUUUUGGUAAACUGCACGAUAGAAGCAAAGAAACGCCUAAAUCAAUGAAACAAAUAACUCGACUGUUUCCUAACAAAAUCGCCAUCCAGUUACCUCAGGAUGAAGCUUUGCUCUUGGACUGGAAGGAGAAACUCGAACGUGACACCGAGAUUUUGAAGGUUCAGGCUAAUAUAACCAGCAUCCUUGCAGUCCUCACCAAAAACCGACUUGACUGCCCUGACCUUGGAACCUUGUCCAUCAAAGAUCAAACUCUUCCAUCUGAAAGUGUAGAGAAAGUGGUUGGCUGGGCGUACGGUCACCAUCUUAUAAACUGUUCAGAACCUACAGUAAAAGACAACAAGCUUGUUAUCUCUGCAGAAAGCAUUGCGUAUGGCCUGCAGAUGUUACAUGGGAUUCAGAACGAAAACAAGAGUUUAAAGAAGUCUCUGAAGGAUGUUGUUACUGAGAACGAAUUCGAGAAAAAACUCUUGUCGGAUGUCAUUCCACCUAGCGAUAUAGGUGUUUCCUUUGAUGAUAUUGGGGCUCUGGAAAAUGUGAAAGACACAUUGAAGGAGUUGGUGAUGCUUCCUCUUCAAAGACCGGAAUUGUUUGACAAAGGCCAGCUAACGAAGCCUACGAAAGGUAUACUGUUGUUUGGACCUCCUGGUACUGGGAAGACGAUGUUGGCAAAGGCAGUAGCAACUGAGGCUGGCGCAAACUUCAUCAAUAUCUCAAUGUCCAGCAUUACUUCAAAGUGGUUUGGUGAGGGAGAGAAGUACGUGAAAGCUGUCUUCUCCUUAGCAAGCAAGAUUGCGCCAAGUGUCAUUUUUGUUGAUGAGGUUGAUAGCAUGUUGGGAAGGCGUGAAAAUCCAGGGGAACAUGAAGCUAUGCGGAAGAUGAAGAAUGAAUUCAUGAUAAACUGGGACGGUUUACGAACAAAGGAUAGAGAACGAGUUCUGGUACUCGCUGCCACCAACAGACCAUUUGACCUCGACGAAGCUGUUAUUAGACGGCUUCCCCGGAGAUUGAUGGUUAAUCUUCCAGAUGCUACGAACAGAUCAAAGAUCUUGAGUGUUAUUCUAGCAAAAGAAGAUAUAGCACCAGAUGUUGACUUAGAAGCUAUAGCAAAUAUGACAGAUGGGUACUCAGGAAGUGACUUAAAGAAUCUGUGUGUGACCGCAGCACAUCUUCCAAUCCGAGAAAUACUGGAGAAAGAAAAGAAGGAGAAAACUGCAGCUCAGGCAGAGAACCGUCCCACACCACCAUUGUAUAGCUGCACAGACGUUCGUCCCCUGACAAUGAAUGAUUUCAAGGCUGCCCAUGAUCAGGUAUGUGCCAGUGUUUCUUCAGACUCAUCGAACAUGAACGAGCUUCAGCAAUGGAAUGAGCUGUAUGGAGAAGGAGGAUCGAGGAAGAAGACGUCGUUGAGCUACUUCAUGUAGAAGAAACAAAAGAGAGGAAGAGGGAUUUGUUCGGUUUUUUAUCUCAUUUUGGUCCUUUAAUUUAUAAAUUUAUGUACAGAGAGAAAGAGAGAUAAGAGAGUGUUGUUCGUUUUGUUGUCUAAUUCAUUUUCUUUCUCAACAUAAGAAAAAAAAAAGAAAUAACAUUCGCUGUAUAAUCCAAAUACAUGCGUAUGUAUAUAGAGGCUCGGGUCUUUUAAGGAUACGGACAUAAUUCUAAAUCAGUAAGGUA
Camelina sativa (false flax) is the source of this 4193-nucleotide messenger RNA. The record is from RefSeq and is a predicted model, not a curated record. NCBI's taxonomy places the organism in Eukaryota, Viridiplantae, Streptophyta, Magnoliopsida, Brassicales, Brassicaceae.